This is a messenger RNA of Lepisosteus oculatus (spotted gar), 5572 nucleotides long. It is a transcript of the gene cntnap3, whose product is annotated as contactin associated protein family member 3. NCBI's taxonomy places the organism in Eukaryota, Metazoa, Chordata, Actinopteri, Semionotiformes, Lepisosteidae. Gene Ontology annotation, molecular function: calcium ion binding. The record is from RefSeq and is a predicted model, not a curated record.
UAUAUUAAAAUGUGUUUGGCAGCAGGAUGGCGUGAAAGAGCUGCACUAAGGGAAAGGCGAUAGAGAGAGCACACGCUUCGGCAGGCAAAAGGAAAGGCAAUAUAUUGCUCUUUCUACACCAAAUCUGAAAAUGGAUUUUGCUCAAAAAACCUAUGGAGGAAUAGUUGCUUUGCUGUCUUUAAGUCUGACUGUGGCAUUAAGUAACGAAAACUGUGAAGGCCAGCUGGUAUCAGUAUUGCCUCAGACCUCAUUUAACUGCUCUUCCCAGUUAUCUAAUAGUCACAGCCCUGGCUUUGCUAAGUUGAACAGAAGAGAUGGUGCUGGUGGUUGGUCCCCCUUGGACUCUAACAAAUAUCAAUGGCUUCAGAUUGAUCUUGGAGAAAGAACUGAGAUUACUGCUGUUGCCACACAAGGGAGAUAUGGGAGUUCAGACUGGGUGACAAGUUACCUCCUAAUGUUCAGUGACACUGGCAGAAACUGGAAGCAGUAUCGUCAAGAAGACAGUAUUUGGGCAUUUUAUGGAAAUACUAAUGCAGACAGUGUUGUCCAAUACAAACUGCAGAAGCCUGUUAUAGCAAGAUUCCUGCGAUUUGUUCCUCUUGACUGGAAUUCAAAUGGGAGAAUUGGCAUGAGAGUUGAGAUUUACGGAUGUUUAUACAAGUCAGAUGUGGCAUAUUUUGAUGGCAGCAGCUCAUUACUCUACAAGUCUGAUCAAAAGUCAAGUCAAACAAUGAAAGAUGUCAUCACACUGAAGUUUAAAACCAUGCAGAAUAGUGGAAUUAUUUUAAAGAGCAAAGGACAAUAUCGGGACAGUGUAACAUUGGAACUAAAUAAAGGAAAAUUGUUUCUUCACUUCAGUACAGGCCAAUCAACAUCCAUUUCUGCAGACAAUACAGUGGUGACACUUGGAAGUCUACUGGAUGACCAGCACUGGCACUCUGUUGUCAUUGAACGUAUUAACAAGCAUAUAAAUUUCACUGUGGACAAAAGUACACAGCAGUUUGAAAUUAAUGGAGACUUUAGCCAUUUAAGUAUUAACAAUGAGCUUAGCUUUGGAGGUGUUCCGGGUCAUCGAAAAUCAGGAACGUUUUUGAAGGAAUACUUUCAAGGAUGCUUGGAGAAUCUGUGUUACAAUGGAGUGAAUAUUAUAGAACUGGCUGCCAAACAGAGAUCUCAGAUACUUAUUAUGGGCAAUGUGAUAUUUACCUGUUCUGAACCACCAAAUGUUCCUGUAACUUUUGUAAGCUCUGGAAGUUACCUUCAAUUACCAGGAACUCCACAGAAAGAAAUGAAAGUCAGCUUCCAAUUCAGAACUUGGAACAAAGCUGGAUUGCUCCUAACAACUGAAUUAUAUCAAGGUUUAGGAACCCUGUGGCUUCAUCUCAGUGAGGGCAAGAUUAAGAUCCAAAUCUCCAAAUCUGGGAGGAUCUUUACUGAUGUCACUACAGGAUCCAGUUUGAAUGAUGGACAAUGGCAUUCUAUUGAGUUCAAUGCAAGAAGAAAUCAUUUAAGCAUCACUGUUGACAGGGACCCGGGGUCAGCUGCCUAUGCCACAUCACAGACCUAUAUUAUUUCUGGAAGCCAGUACUUUUUUGGUGGCUGUCCUGGCAUGAAAAUUGAUCAACAAUGCAAAAACCCAUUUAAUGUUUUUCAAGGAUGUAUGAGACUUAUUUACAUUGACAAUAAUGCUGUAGAUCUGAUCAAGGUGCAACAAAAACUCGUCGGAAAUUUCAGUGACCUGCAAAUGGACUUGUGUGGGAUUAUAGAUAGAUGCUCCCCAAACUAUUGUGAACAUGGGGGGAAAUGCUCACAAUCUUGGAAUACAUUCUACUGCAAUUGUACACAUACUGGAUAUAUUGGAGCAACAUGCCACAGCCCUAUUUAUGAGCAGUCGUGUGAAGCAUACAAGCACAAGGGCAAUUCAUCAGGAUUUUAUUAUAUAGAUACAGAUGGAAGUGGCCCUCAGAAUCCACUGCAACUGUACUGCAACAUGACAGAUAAAACUUGGUCUGUGGUGCAACACAACAAUACAGAACUGACUACAUUAAAAGCAUCCAGUGGGGUAAAUCACCGCUUUGUCUACUUUAACUAUACUGCCAAUGUGGAACAGCUCGAGGCUAUAAUUAACCAAGCAGAGUACUGUGAACAGGAGCUUAGCUACCACUGCAAGAAGUCACGCCUUUUAAACACACCUGAUGGAACACCCUUCACUUGGUGGGUUGGAAGAACAAAUGAUGCACAAACAUAUUGGGGUGGUUCCGUACCUGGAAGUAAAAAAUGUGCUUGUGGACUGAUGGAAAACUGCAUUGAUCUGAAACACUAUUGCAACUGUGAUUCUGACAGAAAAGAAUGGACAAAUGACUCUGGCCUUCUCUCUUUCAAAGACCAUUUGCCUGUCUCUAAAAUAGUGUUUGGUGAUAUCAAUAGAGCUGGUUCAGAGGCAGCUUACAGAGUUGGACAUCUACAGUGCUAUGGUGAUAAGAACUUUUGGAAUUCAGCUUUUUUCACCAAGCAAACUUCCUAUCUUCACUUCCCAACAUUCGAUGGUGAACUGAGUGCCGAUAUAUCAUUCUUAUUCAAAACUACAGCAUCAUCUGGUGUAUUUCUGGAAAAUCUCGGAAUCAAAGAUUUCAUACGGAUUGAACUCAACUCUCCUUCUGAAGUAAUUUUUUCAUAUGAUGUCGGGAAUGGUCCUUUUGAAGUGAAUGUGAAGACACCUACUCAACUGAAUGAUGACCAGUGGCAUUAUGUUAAAGCUGAGCGGAAUGUGAAAGAGGCUUCACUUCAAGUAGAUGAGUUUCCAAGUAAGACCCAAAAAGCUCCUGCUGAUGGACAUAUUCAUCUGCAGCUCAACAGCCAAUUAUUUGUAGGAGGUACUGCAUCAAGACAAAAAGGCUUCCUUGGAUGUAUCCGUUCUUUCCAAUUAAAUGGGGUAACACUUGAUCUUGAAGAAAGAGCCAAAAUCACCCCUGGAGUGCAACCAGGCUGCCCAGGGCAUUGCAGCAGUUAUGGUAGCCUUUGCCAGAAUGAGGGGAAAUGUAUUGAAAAGCCUAAUGGUUUUUCAUGUGAUUGCAGUGCAUCUGCAUAUACGGGACCUUUCUGCAAGAAAGAAGUUGCUGCUUAUUUCAAAAGUGGAACAUCUGUGAUGUAUACUUUUAAGGACCAUUAUGAACUAAACAAAAACUCAAGUGCUCAGUCAUCAUCAAUUUACUCAGAUUUAACACUCAGGGGUGAAAGCAUCACUUUCAGCUUCCGCACGACACAGACUCCGGCCUUGAUAUUUUAUGUGAACUCUUACUAUAAAGAAUAUUUGGCAGUGCUUCUAAACAGAAAUGGCCAUUUAAAUAUAAAAUACAAACUGGAAAAUAACAAAGAUGCAGAAAUAUUCAGAAUAAACUUGCGAAACCUGGCAAAUGGACAGCUUCAUACAGUAAGCAUCAAGAGAGAAGUAAAGGCACUCUCAGUACAGGUUGACCAAUAUCCAAGAGAAGAAUUCAGCCUCUCAGCCGAUUCUGAGUUUAAUGCCAUAAGGUCUAUAGUUCUUGGGAAAGUUUAUGAAAGUGAUGACCUUGACCCAGAGGUUUCCAGAGUGAACUCCCUGGGAUUUAAUGGGUGCAUCUCCGUGGUGCGAUUUAAUAACAUUGCUCCUUUGAAGGCUGCCCUGUUUUAUCCAAGCUCAAGCCCAGUUAUAGUGAAAGGACACCUGGUAGAGUCACACUGUGGAUCUUCUUCAUCAUCAAACCCUUUUGCAGCUGAAACUAUACAUUCAUCAUCAGAUCAUUCUGGUCCAAUAGACGAGGGUCAGCCAAUAGUCAAUACAAUCAGGAGUGACUCUGCUCUAAUUGGAGGUGUCAUAGCAGUUGUCAUAUUUGUCGUCCUCUGUGUGGUGGCAAUAAUGGCAAGAUUCUUGUAUCAACGAAAAGAAACAUUUCAAACCAGAGAACCUAAGGGACCAAAGCCUGAAGACAGUACUGACUUUCCUUUCAAUAAUGAGCCCAACUCACACAAUGCAUUAAGUGAAAACCAGAAGGAAUACUUCAUAUGAUAAACGUUGACCUCUUUUAACAAUCAAGCUAAGCUGUGGACAUGAAUGCUUUGCCAAGACUAUCUAGAGACAUCAACAUGUAUUGUGCUUUAUGCAUAGAAAGCAGUUUAACUGAGAAAAAGCAGUUUAACUGAGAUGUGAAAAAUUCAUAUGUUCAUCUGUUGUAUUUCUGUUAUUAUUUUUGUAAAUAAUACAGCUUCCUACAGACUGGUAGAUAUAAAGGUUUGUGAUAUUGUCAUUCAUUAAUUGUAAAUAUUCUGUAAAAUGUAAAUGUUAAAGUAAUGUCUUUAUAAUCAGAACGUUUCUUAAUAUUUCUUUUAAAUUAUUUUUAAUUAUUUGUUUAAAACGUGAUUAAAUGUUUCUACAGUGUUAAACUGGAUAUUCUAACAUAGUUGAAAUAUGUCAGAUAAAGGAAAACAUUUCAAGUGUGUGCAUUGAAUGGAUGUGAUUUUAAAUUUAAUUGCUUUGCCACUUUUUACGUUUGCAUAUUACUUAAAAAAAAUGGUGCCAGGCAUUUUUUGUGGAUAAUGAGUUAAUACCCCAUUUCCAUAUGCAGCUGAAUUUAAAAACACAUUAAAUUAAUAUUUAAUUAUUCAGUACAAGCUUCAUGAACAUUUGGGCUACUUACCUAUGGUUUUGUUAAAAUAACAUCUGAUAUUCAAUAAUUUUAAAGACCAAGUUUGAACAUUAAACUACAGUAUAUACAACUGGAUACUGUAGGGUUAAAAAUCAUGUAAGUGAUUAACUGAUAGAUAGUUAAACUGUAAAGAAUUACAUUACAAGCAUUUUUCCAUCAAAUAACACACUACCACAUAAAUAGUAAUUACUAUUUGUAAAUUCCAAAAUGUUUUUAGCAAAUUUACCAAACAUGAUAAUUGAAAUUUAAUUAAAUCUACAUAAUGCAAAUGUAAUACAAAAUAGCCCAUGCUUUAAGCAAACACUAUGUGGAAGUUAAAAACCAUAACAAAUAAGGUCAUGACCAUAUUUAUGACUAUUAUGGGAACAUGGUGAUUAUUUUAAUUCAUUUGUUUACCAGAUGCAACUAUCCAGUUUACAAAAUAUAAUAUUGUAUUUCAAUACUUUCCAAGCUCAAUAAAAAGAAAAUGAAAAUAUUUAAGGCUUCAAGUACUAAAGAGAAGAGGGGCUAGAAAUACAGCCUCAUAUAAGAAAGCAACAUCACACAUGGUAAUUAUUUUCUGCUCUUUUCACUGGUCUAGAGACACUUGCUAUGCACGACAAUUUACACACAACAUAAACAUUGUAUAGCACAUGGUAAAUAAGGAAGCAAUGAGUCCAGAAAUCCGAGGCACAGAUGACUGAACAGUGAGCCAUGUCAAGGAUAUAACAACAGCACAGGCUGCCUCCUAAAAUUACAAUCCUGAUUGUAAAAUUACAAUCAUGAUUACAUGAAGUAAUAAUGAAAACUGUAAUAGCCUGAAGUAAAUACAGCAGUACUGUAUGUAAACAUAUGAAUUACCGUAUGACUUUUAGAAAAUAGAACAUUAGCACAGUAUGUCACAUGAAUAA